CUCCAGUCCACUUUUUAAAGCCACCCCAGUGCCUCUGCCUCCAGAUCUCGACCCCAUGCUGACUAUUCCCAUUCAUACUUCCCUUGCAUCUCUUCCCCUGGCUAUUUACGCGAUGGAGAUACCUCACAUCUUCUAGACAAUUUAAUCAAACCACCACGACCACGGUAGAUGGAGAAUUGGGACUGCUCCAUUGUACGCCUGUCGUCGUCAUGGCCACCACCCAUCACUCAGACACACGACGCGUUUCCACUCAGCCAGGUCUCGUCAUGACACCAACUUCUACAGCCAUCUCACCAGGCGAGUCCACCAAUCUACCAGAUUACGAAACCCCCAAGCCUAAGCGCCGGAAGAUCAAACUUGCAUGUCGAGCUUGUCGAAAACGCAAAACUCGUUGCGACGGAACCCUCCCGGUCUGUCGCGCCUGUACUGGUCGAGGUGUCGGAUCCACUUGUGUCUACGUUAAUGUCGCUGACGAUGAGAUAAUCACCAUUGAUGAUCCAGCCUCUCAAUCUAGGCCAGCGCAAGCAAAGUCCUAUUCUGCUCAGCCUUCGAAUCCCUCUUUUACUCCAGAUACCAAAAGCAAUGGCUCUCCACCGAUCCCUUCAGACCCGGUGCGGCCCGUAGAACAUAGUGGCCAGCUUCCAUAUGCACCACGACUUCCCCGACACGAUGAUGCUCAUCAAGUCGAUGCACUCGCCACAGUCACCACCACCUCCGAAGAUCUUCUAGUCUAUGGAGGUUCAUCAACGAUUGCCUUUGUUCGUAGCUUCACUCACGGCACCAAUGAACGAUCGAAUGAGUCGAGCAUCACUGACCAAGCCACUCGACCAAGCGGACCAAGCGGACCAAGCGGACAUCGCUUUCAAGCCGAUCGACCCAUCACUGCCCAACCAGUUCCCAUGCUUGAGAGAGAUGCCAGGGCAUUCUUACUACCUCCUCGCAAGACUGCCAACGAGUACGUCCAAUGUUUCUGGGAAUUCAUUCACCCGCUUUUUCCCGUCCUCCAUAAAACCUCUUUCAUGGAAAAGUACGCCCAACUAUGGUCGAGCGAGGAUGCAAAAGGUAUGGAUGGUGAUUUGUCCGAUGUCAACGAGGUCAUAUUUGCCUCCACAUUGAAUCUGGUGUUCUCCAUUGGAUGCCAAUUCAGUCAUUCGGUAGCCCCUCAGCACAAAGUCGCGAUUGCCGACGAUUUUUAUCAACGAUCACGCAAAAUCUUUGUCUACGACAUGCUUGAUUCCAUCUCCGUCUCACUGGUGCAGAUGCUGGUUCUCACCGGUGUCUAUUUGCAAUCCACCCAGUAUGCCAGCAGAUGCUGGAAUGUCAUUGGUCUGGCCAUUCGAACUGCCCAGAGUCUAGGUCUACAUCUUGACAUGACCAAAACAAGAUCCGAGAGCCAAGUCAACAGAGAGAUGCGGCGAAGGAUCUGGCAUUCUUGCGUCGUGAUGGACAAGUUGGUGUCGAUGACCUUUGGACGACCGACCAUGGUGUCCAAGAACUGGGAUGUGCCUUUGCCAGCCCUCAUUGACGACGAGUACCUGCGCUCUCAUGGUGAAGGCGAACAGCCAAGCCAUAUUCCAUCUCGACUAGCCCUGCUCAUAUCAUCCUCGAAGCUCUUCAGCAUCCUAGACGAGAUUCUGAAUUUCUUCUACGCCGAACAUCUCGGUAACGAUCUGGAAGAAAAAGCCGAGGAUGAGGUCCGAGUCCGGGAAAUGAUCUCAAAGGUCCUUGUCCUGAAUCGUCGGCUCGAAGAGUUCGCCGAUAACGUGCCGGACUAUGUCCGCGGUGCAAUCCUCGCCUGCCGCGCUCCCAAAGAGCAGAAUACGAGUGUGCAAAUUCAGGAGCAAGUCCUAUACUGCAGAUUUCUAUACACACGGGUUCUCCUAUUACGACCUCUCCUUUUGGUCGCCACUAAACGUCGGUCAACGGUAGAACCUGCUGCACUCAAGCCGAGUUCACUAGAUGUAGAUAUUGUCAAGAGUUGCUGCAACCUCUGUAUCAAGACAGCACAAUACCUGAUUGAAUGUCUGCAUCAACAUCUGGACACCACCUACCGAAGCUCUGGGUGGCAUUCGGUCUACUUCACCUUUGCGGCCGCCACCAUCCUUCUUGCCGGGCUGAAUUGUCCCCUGGUAGACGAAGACAUCAUCAUGCCAUCUUUUGAAAUCAAUUGGCAUCGAUGCCUGUCCAUCAUGGAACAUUAUAAACAGCAGAUCCAAUCAGCCCCGCGAGCCAUCCAGGUGUUGAAAUCGUUGCGCGAGCAACUCGCCGGUUCCCGCUCACAACCUCGGCAGCCAACCAAUUUCAGCUUAGACCCGAUGCAGGUCAACAAUCAUACAUAUAUGGAUUUCAGUCAAUUCAACCCUCAUGGAACUGACUUCCUCGAUGACGCCUGGUACAGUCAGCAUCUGGUCAACUUGGAUUGGCUGGAGCUGUGCUAAAUAUUCUUGGGCUUUGAGAUAAUGCGAAAUGCGACGAAUUAAUAAGAGUGGGAGGAAGGAUAUUGUAAUAUCACGUCUAUAUAUCUACUUGGGCUCAGUGAUGUGACUCUUUCUCACGUGUCUAAGCUCCUCCGACACGGAGUCAUAAAGUGGUGUAAAUAUGUAUAAUCCGG
Messenger RNA from Exophiala mesophila, 2611 nucleotides. RefSeq lists its product as uncharacterized. Gene Ontology annotation, biological process: positive regulation of transcription from RNA polymerase II promoter by galactose; DNA-templated transcription. NCBI's taxonomy places the organism in Eukaryota, Fungi, Ascomycota, Eurotiomycetes, Chaetothyriales, Herpotrichiellaceae. The record is from RefSeq and is a predicted model, not a curated record. Gene Ontology annotation, cellular component: nucleus. The coding region runs from base 210 to 2438 and encodes 742 amino acids. Gene Ontology annotation, molecular function: DNA-binding transcription factor activity, RNA polymerase II-specific; zinc ion binding; RNA polymerase II cis-regulatory region sequence-specific DNA binding. The transcript has 6 exons.